Molecule: messenger RNA, 1014 nt
Organism: Caenorhabditis briggsae
Lineage: Eukaryota; Metazoa; Nematoda; Chromadorea; Rhabditida; Rhabditidae
Exons: 6
Coding region: 1-1014 (337 amino acids)
Source: RefSeq, a predicted model, not a curated record
AUGUCACGUCGCCAAUUUCAGAAAUCCGAGGAAGUGAUCGAUGUGUCAGAAGGCGAGAUGAGCGAAUUCUCAUCGCUUAUCGGCUUCGUCGGUGGACCACAGAAGCCGGGAUGCAGUUAUGGAUUUGCACCAGAACAAGACCCAGCGUAUGAGAAGGCCGUCGCCGAGUGCCACGUCAUCCAGGAGAAGAAGGAUUUCCAUGAAGCCGUUAUCCUGAAGUGUAUUGAUAACAAACCUCUCUUCCCAUACAUGCAUUUCGCACAAUUCCGAAACGUGGACUACACGCAUCGCGUUAAGCAGAUUUCCGAUUUGGCGAGAGAAUGCUCGCCCACUCAUGGCAGUCUUUAUGGCUGCUACGACGAGGUCUACUCAAUUCAAAAAACCGCGAGCGUCGGCGAGAAUCGUCUUCCAGCUCAUCGUCACGCCGGAUACAUUGUCAUCGGAUUCAAGCUUCUAGAGGACGCCGGCAAACAAGGCAAUCUGGAAAAGACAUGGCUACAGUGGAGCGGCGCGCGCGAAAUCUACAAGCACUCCCCACGAUCAUGGAACUUGAGGCGGAUCUCGUUGAUGCGGUGUCCAACACAUGUUUGUUUCAGUCACAAAAACGGGGUCGCACAACGCCCGUUCGCUUACAUUCUGAUGUGCGAGUACGGUAGCAUUCUACACCCAUCGAACACUAUUCAGGCGUUAGACAUUUGCGAGAGAUUACGGGUCAGAAAUUGUGGACAUAUUGCUUUAUAUCAGGUCCUCACCGCGUACACCUCCCCAGGACCCCGUACUUCCGCUCACAACUCUCCAUCCCGUCAAGCCGCGGCUUUCGCCCAAUCAGCCGCUGCAAAACGUGCACAAAUGCUCCGUGGAUUCUCCCAGGACGUCGAGCCGCAACCAGUACUAGAAAGCUCCACAAUGCGUCGGAACAGAAUGCUCAGAACACGCGAACGCUCGUUCCAGUACCCCGAUGAGUACUAUCACGCUUAUCAACCACACCAAUUCGACCCACAGGAGCAAUACUAA